GUGUGAGGUGUAGUAGUGCUUCCUGUCCAAGAAUAACACUUGUAAUAUUAUAGAGAAAUUUCAAUCAUCCACUAUUAUGAAACCGUCUGGAUCAAAGGGUAGGAAURUCUCCCUCUUCACAACUUGGCUACUCAUUGUAGGCAAUCAAUGCAMGGGAUUGAUCGGAGGAGAAGCGUUUGUUAUCACUAGUCAUGUCAAGAUUUCAGCUUAUUGUUCUGGAUUGGGAAGAAGGCUAGAAAAUACUUUUUUGUGCGGCAGCACUGGUGACAAUGACGAUUUUUCUUUCAGAAGGACAGAUGRCGACGCAAGGUAUUGGAACUUACCAAACGAUUUUACGAUGUUCCUGACACAAAGGGCCAUUCAGUCCUUCAUAUUUUUGACGAGCCAACUGCGAGAUCCCGAAACAUGCUACUGGGUUGAGCAAUUUACCGAGCCAAAUUUGGUCCGCCUCGAUACCAAACAAUCCUUCAGUCUGGGUGACACUUUGCCGAAUCUGAGUGACAUUUCUAGCGGCAAAUCCGAUUGGCGGCCGAACGCCGACGGCGAUGAUCCGAAAGACGACGAGGACGAGGAGGAACGACGGACCUURCUUCUCUUAAAGUACCACGGCCUAGCUGCUAUGGACACUGUUCGGUUUCCUACAUGGGAGUCCUAUUUCGAAGAAAUGUUGGAACAACCGACCGAUAAGUGGAUCAUUGCAAGUGACCAAUCUCAUAUUCCAGAUUACACAUGGGAGAUAGAUCCGUCCUCCCUAUGCAGUAGAAUUUUAAGUGUCAGAGAACAGCUUUCGAGAGAAUUUGCUAGCGAUCUUCAAGCCGUUUCCAAUAUGGGUGGACAGACGUUAGAUUGGUAUUGGGAUCGACUUCGUCAAUCUCGUGAAGAUGAACGACGAGAAGAAGGACAACAAACGGAAGGGAAAAAUAGUGGCGAAAACGAGGACAAUCCCUUCGUAGACCCGACUUCGCUUAGAGGUUCAAGGCAAAACUUACUAUUUCUUGAAAUAAACGUCGAUAGGCCCGAAUUGGAUCACAAACCCAGUCCCUUGCGAAGGGGGAACUUCGAUCUUUUGGUGUUGUUGGCAACCGAAGAAGCUAUUCAGCGGGUUCUCAAUCGAUGGCAAUCGAAAAAGUCUGUGGGGGAUUUGGAUGGUUCGGAAUUUGUAAGCUACGAAUUUCUAGAAGACUUUUACAAAGAGAGACAGCACUUGUUUCAGGGUCCGUUGCCGUCCUACGGAAAAGCCGAUGACAUUUUGGAAGAAUUGUUGUCUUCUGCACUCAGUUUCAAGGGCGACGGAGAGGUCAUCAAUCCUACCAAAAUAGCCGAAGUGGUCUUGCGGGAACGAGAACGAGUGGCACUGGAUUGGAAAGAUAUCGCAUUGGAUUCCCCCCAGGACCACAUGAAAAUCCAAAAAUUGCGAUUGAGUCGAAUGAUGAUGGGCAAUGAUAACAACGGCAAUGGCCAACAAGGCGAGAGCAGUCGGGGUGAAUCAUCCAGCAAUGUUGGUUAUCACGACCCUGGUCCUGGUGCUUUCGAGUAAAGUUCUUACCCGGACGAACGAACAAAAUCCAUUCUUUUGAAUCUAAAAGACAACGUCGAAACUCUCCCAAUCUUGCAAAGGCAUAAAUCAACAUUCUACAUAUCGAGCGCUCUCACGUACGCAAGUAAAUUUGAGCUUGCACUUUAAAGUAUACUCUAGUUGGGUAUCUUUUCUUAUGUUGCAUGAACCACAUCGAAGAAAAGGAAUGGAGGUUUUAUCAAGCUUGAGAGAUCAUUUAUCUUUUUUUACGUUCCCUCUGACUUAUUGCGUACCRYCGUCUAUCAURGAUYUYUAAGUUGGUAGAAGUUAAUAGAAUGGAACGCAUUAA
Pseudo-nitzschia multistriata is the source of this 1865-nucleotide messenger RNA. The record is from the annotation of a GenBank genome assembly. NCBI's taxonomy places the organism in Eukaryota, Bacillariophyta, Bacillariophyceae, Bacillariales, Bacillariaceae.